Phragmites australis (common reed) is the source of this 1550-nucleotide messenger RNA. RefSeq lists its product as uncharacterized. The transcript has a single exon. Bases 341 to 1051 code for a protein of 236 amino acids. Lineage: Eukaryota; Viridiplantae; Streptophyta; Magnoliopsida; Poales; Poaceae. The record is from RefSeq and is a predicted model, not a curated record.
CAUGCCACUAGUCGAUGCCUCGCCAUCGGCCAAAACCUUCUAUUUAUGGUGGGGUCUGCACAUUGCUCGCAUGUGUCCGUGCCCAACGCUCAAUUCACGGCAUGGUGUGGCUGCGUUCCCAGUCCGCCACUGUGCUCAGAAAACGACACAUUUUUGCUUCGCGCGCCGGUCCACCACUCUACUUACAUUACUGCCUCCGUUUACUCGUCGGCUAGAGGCGGCCCCUCUCCCUGCGAAACCGGCAAGGGAAACCCCGUUGCGAAUUGUGAUGCGGUGAAGCCAUGGCCGUCUGGCCCAUUUGUCCAGUCGUCCUUCAGCUCACGGCUCACUCCUCCCCGCGAUGGACAGGCUGCAGCGGCGGCAUGAGGAACUGACGGCCGCGCGCUCCGGGGGACGCCGCGGCGGCGACGGCGGUGGCACGAUGGCGGAGAGCCGGCGCGGGCGGUUCUACUACCACGACGGGCACGGCGACGGAGGCGGGCCCACCGCGGCGGCGGUCCCGGUGGUGGACCAGGCGGACUGCACGGCGCAGUCCUGCCGGUCGUGCGUGGCGGUGACGCUGGCGGACGUCAUCGCGCUGGGUUGCUGCCCGUGCGCGGUGGUCAGCCUGCUGGGGCUGGCGUUCGUCAAGGCCCCGCUGGCCGUGGCGCGCCGCUGCCUGCGGCGGCUGCGGCGGCGGCAGGGCGACCUGCGGCAUAAGAAGCGGGUGCGCGACAUGGACCCCGCCGCCAAGGCCAAGUGCCGCGCGGGCGGCCGCGGCCACUGGGUGCCCGAGGCGGACGCCGACGCGGCGUUGAAAGGCGAGGAGGUCUUGGAGACGGACGCUCGCGGCGCGGCGGCGAGGCGGGCGAGCAGCUCGUCGUCAGGCAGGCUCGACGCGGAAAAGGUGUGGAUGGAGAUGUACCGGGUGGGGCACUGGGGCUUCGGCCGCCUGUCCAUCUCCGUGACCGUGAACCCACCCCCGCCCGUGGGAGCCGGCAACAUGGCCAACGGCCGCAACGCCGACGGAGACGGCUGUAGAAAGGAUGCGGACCUGCGGUGUGAGUCGUGACUGGCGAAGCCGCCCGUGCCGUCCGAUACACUGCUGCGGCCCGCUCUUUUUCCUUUUCUGAAAGGUUUGCCGCUGCACGGCGGCGGCUACUGUUUGGUGUACGCCGCCGGGCCGUGCCAAUGCCAUGGUCCGAGGGGCACCGGCCGGUGGAUGUCUGGGAGAAGCGCCAUGAUUGGAGGUGGUAAUGGCGAUUGCUGCUUGAUGCGCAGCGUGUGCCGCGCAGCCCCAACCAGAGGAAGGCCUUCCUUCUUCUGCUCGGUGGCCAGCUCGUUUCCAACUGGCUCUGUUCCUUGCCAAAAAAAAAAUUCGUCCUGUCUUAUCUUCUUUUGGUUUUGGGGAGCUCGACCUGUAUUUUUACAAGCUGUACAUAAUUUGAGCGGUCGAAUUCUCCCAGGUUGCUGUUUUUGGCGAUCUCUGUACAUUCUUGUUUUCCUUUUUCCCGGAAAAAAAUUGUACAUCGUUGGCUCGAAUCGUCCGUGUCUCAGACGGAUCGCUGAAA